Messenger RNA from Dovyalis caffra, 216 nucleotides. The record is from the annotation of a GenBank genome assembly. NCBI's taxonomy places the organism in Eukaryota, Viridiplantae, Streptophyta, Magnoliopsida, Malpighiales, Salicaceae.
AUGUCAUCAUCUCCAGCAACAGCCCAUAGACUUGCAUCACUAACGUCACAAGCAGCAGCCCAUCAUUUCACACCUUUAACCCAAAUGGGAUUGAUAAAAAGCUCUUAUGGACUUACGAAUCAAAGCCACACUAAUGCAUCUCUAGCUCCUGAGUCAACUGGGCUGCCCCUACAGGCUUCAGCACAAGGCUUACCGUCUCACCUUACUGCUGCACAU